Brachypodium distachyon (stiff brome) is the source of this 2182-nucleotide messenger RNA. RefSeq names its product putative G3BP-like protein. Bases 162 to 1931 code for a protein of 589 amino acids. Gene Ontology annotation, cellular component: ribonucleoprotein complex; cytosol. Gene Ontology annotation, molecular function: mRNA binding. The record is from RefSeq and is a predicted model, not a curated record. The transcript has 10 exons. Lineage: Eukaryota; Viridiplantae; Streptophyta; Magnoliopsida; Poales; Poaceae.
CCAGCCACCUUCCUCCUCCUCUUUCGCACCGCCUCCUCGAUCGACUCGAACUGCUGCGCUUCCGACCCGCGAUUGAUUCUCGCGUCGCCGCUAGGGUUUUCGCCCUCCCGCGGCCGGCGGCGGCGGCGGCCGUCGACUCGUGCUAGAUUCGCUCCCAAGCAAUGGCUACGCAAGCUGGGAACUCUGUGGGUCCUCAUAGUCCACAAGCGGUUGGAGUUGCAUUUGCUCACCAGUACUACAGAAUUUUGAAUGAGUCACCAGAGCUUGUCCAUAAGUUCUAUCAUGAUGAAAGUUUUCUUGGUCGACCACAUUCUGAUGGUACAUUCACAUCUGUAACCACUACACAUGACAUCAAUGAACACUUCUUAUCUACAGACUACAAGGGAUGUUUGAUAGAACUGGAGAAUGUAGAUACUCAGCUAUCACAGAAUGGUGGUGUGUUCAUUUUGGUUACUGGGUCUCUAACUAUGGCUGAUGAUGUGAAGAAUAGAUUUACCCAGUCAUUCUUCCUUGCUGUACAAGAAAAUGGGGGCUAUUUUGUGUUGAAUGAUGUGCUUCGGUAUAUUCCGGAAAUGCCAUCAGCCGAGACAAAUGAAGCUUUUGCCACCUUUCCAGCUGAGCCAGAAAUACCUGUCGAGGAGACCAUGGACCCAGAUCUUCCAUCUGCAGAUAAUAUUUCUGGCAAUGGUGAAGUCAUAAAUCCAUCUGCAGAGACUACUUCUGUGACUCAUGAUGUCAUGAAGUCAUCUGUAGAGAAUACUUCCGUCAACAAUGAAGUGAUGAAUCCAUCUGUAGAGAAUAUUUCCGCCAAGGAGAAAGUCAUAAAUUCGUUUGGAAAUGACAAUUCUCAAGUUGAAAAGAAUGUCAUUAAGACGCCUGAGGCAGCACCUGCUCCUCCUGCUUCAGCCCAGAAGGAUGUUGUUAAGAAGUCUUAUGCAUCAAUUGUCAUGAAGGAGAGCACACAGCCUGCACCCAUUACCAAACCUAAACCUAAACCAACUCCCACUGUAAAGAGAGCUGAAAAUGUGGAGAAAUCUGUGCCUGCUCCUGCAAAACCUACUCAUGCAACUGAUACUGCACCUCCAAAUGACAAAAACGUUUCUGAUGACCAAGGGUAUUCAGUUUUUGUGAAGAACUUGCCUUUCAAUGCAACUGUUGAAAUGGUUGCGUCUGAGUUCAAAAAGUUUGGUGCUAUCAAGCCUCGUGGCAUACAAGUUAUACACAAACAGUUCGAUGGGUUUUGCUUUGGCUUUAUUGAAUUUGAGUUUCAAGAAUCUAUGCAUGCAGCAAUUGAGGCAUCUCCACUUCGUUUUGGCUCGAAUUUGUCUCAUGUUGAAGAGAAGCGAACCCCAACUCGAGUUGUUGGUGGUGUUGUCACCCAUGGGAACAACAAUGGCAAUGCUCGGGGCAGAGGGGGUUACCAUGGCGACAACUUCAAUGCAGGUUACCGUGAAGGCGCCAACUUCAGGGGCCAGGGAGCGGGCUUUGUGAAAAAUGACAACUACCGUGAUGGCGAAAACUUCAGGGGACAGGGAGGGGGCGUCAUGAACAAUGGUAACUACCGUGAUGGCAAUAGCGUGAGGAACGAAUUCAGAAAUCAGAAUGAGUACUCAGGCCGUGGUCGAGGACAGCAAGGGAAUGGCUACCGCCAGAACGGGGACGGAUACCGUCAGAAUCAGAAUGGGGACGGAUACCGUCAGAAUCAGAACGGGGACGGAUACCGUCGGAAUCAGAGUGGGGACGGCUACGGUCAGAACAGGGAUGGCUAUCGCCAGAAUCAGAACGGGAACGGCUAUGGUCAGAACAGGGAUGGCUACCGGCAGAAUCAGAACGGGAAUGGCUACCAUCAGCAACGACCCCUUCACAAUGGGAAUGGGAAUGUGAGGUCUGGCCGCUUCAAUGGCCCCAAGCAAACACCAGUUGCUGCAUAGAAGUUUUGUGCAAUCCAGCAAAGUAGGAAAACUAUUCUCCCCUAAAAUACUAUUUCCAACCCCGGACUCCUAGGAAUCUCUGAAAAUCAUCCGCGUUUUCUUGCAUCCUAUUAGACCAAGACAAAUUCUGCUUAACCUGAUGAUAACUCAUUCUGACCGGUGCUCCUCUUUUGCCUGUAUUUUGGGAAGUUAUGACCUGUUAAUGCGGAGGUUUUCUAUAUGAGUGCCUUCUAUAUAUUUGUGUUUCCGUA